UGCGAAUACUAGUUCAUUACGAGCGGUGGCGACAGCUGCGCUGAUCCACAGAGGGAUGAGAGACAUGCACGUUUUAACCGUUGUGUUCGCCGUUGUAUUUGUCGUUAGUCAGACUGAAGCCUGGGGAUACAAGAAUGGAAUACUGCACAACUCCAUCUGGCUUGAGGAAGCAGCUGGAGUGUCCCACCGUGAGUCUCGCAAGGGGAGAUAUCAGCUGACGUAUAAUGAAGCCACUGCUGUGUGCAAAUUUGAGGGGGGGGCUCUUGCUACAUAUGAUCAACUAGAGGCUGCUCGCCAAAUUGGGUUCCAUAUGUGUGCAGCUGGAUGGUUUGACAAAGGACGUGUGGGCUAUCCUAUCGUUAAAGCUGGCUCCUACUGUGGUUUCGGAAAGGUUGGAAUCAUUGAUUACGGAUACCGGCUGAACAAAAGUGAGAAGUGGGAUGUCUACUGCUACAACCCUGGAGCCAAAGAGUGUGGAGGAGUGCACACAGAUCCGCAGAAGGUUUUCCAUUCGCCUGGUUAUCCAGAGAGCUACCAGAAUGAGCAGAUUUGCUACUGGCACAUUCGUGUACGCUACGGCCAAAGGGUCCGCCUGCACUUCUUAGACUUUGACAUUGAGGAGGACACAGCUUGUCUCAGUGAUUAUUUGGAGAUCUAUAACAGCUAUGAUGAUGUUUCAGGAUUUGUUGGAAGAUACUGUGGGGAUGAACUUCCAGAGGACUUCAUCAGUACAGGAAACGUAAUGACCCUGAAAUUCAUCUCUGAUUCCUCUGUGACGGCUGGAGGGUUUCAACUGCAGUACAUUGCUGUGAACUCUUCUGAUGAUGAUGAUGAUGAUGAUGAUGAUGAUGAUGACGACAACUUCUCUUGACCUUUUUGUUAAUACACCAGAAUUACUUUUUACCGCUGUGUCAUUUUUUUCAUUAUUAUUUUUCACCUAAUAUGCACUAUUAAUGCUAACAAUAAUCACAAUUAUAAUCCCAUCCUUCUCUAAUAAACCAGAUAAAUUACAUGUCUUAAAAAUAUGCGGACACCCUCUUCUGAUUAACAGGUUUAGCUAUUCCAGUAGAAGAAGAAUCUGGAUGUUACAACAUAAAAUGGCUUCUUAGUGUAUUGUAUGCUUCCAACAUUGGGGUAAUAGUUUGUGUAGAGCCUUUUCUGUUCCAGCAAGUCAAUGCCCCUGUGCAUUUUUUUGAAUCUGGUGUAAAAGAAAUUGACUGGCCUGAUGAAUUUGAAAGCCAACUGUGCACCAGGUUACAUCGCCCAACAUCAGUGCCUGACCUAACUCACACUCUUGUGGCUGAAUGAAAGCAAAUACCAGCAGCCAUGUUCCAACAGUGUAAAAAUUUACCAGAAGAGUGAAAGAGACAAUGACUGUUGCUUUGAAAUUAAAUGUUCAACGAGGUUGGGUAGAUUACUUCUAAAUUGUAAUCUGGUACUGAUUACAAAUUACAGGACUAAAUUGCAGUCAGUAAUGUAAUCUCUUGGAUUACAUUUGAAAGAUUACUGUUUUGGAUUACUUCUGACCUAGUUCAUAUGAAGUCACGUGCAUUUGAGAAGCUUUUUGACAAUGCUACAUAAACGCAUAAAAGAAAACUUAAUGGAUCAAAAUAUGAGAAUUUGUAUGUUUUGUGU
Molecule: messenger RNA, 1635 nt
Organism: Xyrauchen texanus (razorback sucker)
Lineage: Eukaryota; Metazoa; Chordata; Actinopteri; Cypriniformes; Catostomidae
Product: tumor necrosis factor-inducible gene 6 protein-like
Exons: 6
Coding region: 56-871 (271 amino acids)
Biological process (GO): negative regulation of inflammatory response; cell adhesion
Molecular function (GO): hyaluronic acid binding
Source: RefSeq, a predicted model, not a curated record